This is a messenger RNA of Capsella rubella, 358 nucleotides long. RefSeq names its product putative defensin-like protein 169. The record is from RefSeq and is a predicted model, not a curated record. Lineage: Eukaryota; Viridiplantae; Streptophyta; Magnoliopsida; Brassicales; Brassicaceae. The coding region runs from base 1 to 258 and encodes 85 amino acids. The transcript has 2 exons.
AUGAAAAAAUCAUUCUCAUUUACCAUUCUAAUUCUUCUCGUCAUUUCUGUGCUAGUAACAGGAUUAGAAAAAACACCCAGGAGCCCAACAGAUGGUUGGUGCGCUACUCAGCUACCUGACCAAAAACCCGGUAAAUGUAACCAAGACCGAUGUAACAUUAGGUGUAAGAACACUCGUCAGUUUCAAGUUAAAGGACAAGCGACAGUUGGUACUUGCACAUCUAGUAAUAGAUGUUUAUGCACUUGGCGUUGCAGAUAGCUAAUAAUGAAUGAAAUUAUUUGUUUACAAAUAAAAAUCAUUUUGUUGUUUCCUUAUUUCUCCAAAACUCAUUACAAUAUAUUUAAUGUCUCUUAUAAUA